AUGGGGUCGGACUGGGAGAUCAGGCAAGUGGAGGAACCUGGAUUUCUUGCCUGUUACGUCGGCGUUAAAUCUCCGUCGACCACGAGCGAGACCACGAGCGAGACCACCUCUGCCCCGAGCGCCCCCUUCUUCCUCACCGGCGACGCCCCCUCUGGCCCCGCCCGUGGAAGAGCGCCGGCCACGUCUGCCUCGAUCGCCCCGUUCCUCCUGACCGGCGUAGCGCCCUCUGCCCCCGCCCCGAGCACCCCACCUGUGGAAGAACGCGGCCACCUCUGCCCCGAGCGCCCCCUUCUUCCUCACCGCGACGCCCCCUCUGGCACUUCCCGUGGAAGAGCGUGGGCCACGUCUGCCUCAAUCGCCCCGUUCUUCCUGACCGGCGAAGCGCCCUCUGCCCCGAGCGCCCCCUUCUUCCUCACCGGCGACGCCCCCUCUGGCCCCGCCCGUGAAAGAGCGCGGGCCACGUCUGCCUCGAUCGCCCCGUUCUUCCUGACCGUCGAAGCGCCCUCUGCCCCGCCCCAAGCACCCCACCUGUGGAAGAACGCGGCCACCUCUGCCCCGAGCGCCCCCUUCUUCCUCACCGCGACGCCCCCUCUGGCACUUCCCGUGGAAGAGCGCGGGCUACGUCUGCCUCAGCCCCAGCCCGGAGCGCGCCCAGACCACGUCGCAAGUCUCCGACGUCUUGAUCCUCCAGGUUUUGGGUUUUUGGAUUUCCUUCUCGUUACAGACCAACAGGAGAACAUGAACACGUAUAGGGUUGUUCGUCAAAGUUGGAUUCUUUAUCCUCUGUUGUUGUUGAUGAUGGGCAUUAGCGUGCUCGUCUUGGUGAUUCUCACGAGUCAGAUAGUUGAGCACACGAUGGAAGAUGCCAAUGAAGAAACACUCGAAGCAUUAGUCUCGCAAAUCAAAGAUCACUCCAACUUCUUGCUCCAGGCAAACACAUUCACGUACGAAGCAGCCAAGGCUCUUAGCUGGGAGGAGAACUUGUCUUCCUUCUUCACUUCAGGGAGCAAGAUAGUUCCACAACUGUACGUGCCAUUUCUGAUGGAGCAAUGGGUCGCACAGAUAUCUUAUAUCGAGCCACGGGGAAUUCUUUUCUCUUAUUAUCGUGAUGGAAAUCAAAGUUACAAUUUGUUCACUAACGUAUCAAAUACUUCUGAUGAUUUCUUUGCCUAUUCGUGGUGCACUCAAGCAUUAGAUGGAGAAACUGGUAAACCAUAUGGGAAGAUUGUCUGUUUUCAACCAGGUCAGUCGAAUGACUCCAAAGAUGCAUCGAAUGGUAGGAAAGGAGAGGCUUCAUGGGGAGUUGGGUGGGGAAAUGCCAAGGAGCAAAUGCUACUUUUUACAGCUCCAGUUGCUAAGAGUGGGAUUCUGUCACUGGGAGUUCCUCUAAGAAGUUUGAGAGAUUCUAUUUCAAGGAUCAAUCUUCAAGGUGGAUGCUUUCACUUGGCUGUAGAAGGGCAUAUCAUUGCACAAAACGGGCCUCCUCAUACUCAUUUUGUUUACAAUAAUAGCAUGAUGUCAGUUCUUGUGAUGGAUGAGAACGAUACCAAUGUAUUAAAAGAGUACGAUAGCUUUGCAUGUCAUGAUAAUACUUCCAUCCGGCCAUCAAACACAAAUUACUUGUGGAUUUCGGGUAAGAGAUAUCAGCUUGAUUGCUUUCUGCUAAAUGUUUCUGGAGUCCAACUGGUAUAUACAGUAACUCUUCCUGACAAAGAAGUUGUACCAUUAUUCCAGAAAACAAAGAUUGCUAUCGUUUUAUUGGUGUUGUUUAUGAUUCUUGGGACAAUUCUUGGGAGCUACGUGAUGCUACAAUUGCUUCAAAGAGCACAAUUACAUGAGACUUUUUUGCGAGCUGAUCUCAUCAAGCAAAAAGGGAUCAUACAGCAAGCAGAAAGAAAAAGUAUGAACAAGAGUUUAGCAUUUGCUAGUGCUAGCCACGAUAUACGUACGUCUCUUGCGGGAAUCACUGGUCUGAUAGAAAUAUGCCGUAGUGAUACUCCUCAAAAUUCUGAAUUAUCUCGAAAUUUGGAGCAAAUGAAUGGCUGUGUAUCAAAACUUCUCGGUAUUCUAAAUUCUGUACUUGAUAUAAGUAAAAUCGAAGCAGGAAAAAUGCAACUAGAAGAAAUUGAAUUUGAUAUUGCACAAGUUCUUGAAGAAUCGGUCGAUAUUUUUCAUGUUGUAGCCCUUAAAAAGGGUUUGGAGGUUAUUUGGGAUCCUUGUGAUUGCUCUAUUCUUUUAUCUAGCAACAUCAAAGGGGAUUGCAGACGACUUAAGCAAAUCAUCGAUAAUUUAUUGGGCAAUGCUGUGAAGUUUACAUCCGAUGGACAUGUUGUCUUGCGUGCAUGGGCUAAAAAGCCAAGCUUAGAAAAUCUCAUAUGUUCUUCUCAGAAUUUUUGCAACUCAAGGAAUGCAUUUAAUCCUCUAUUAAGAUGGAUAUCUAAAGAUAAAAGAGAUCAAAGUCUCAUUCAAAAUGAUAAUAGCCUCAUCGAAAUUGUCAUUGAGGUAGAUGAUACAGGUAUGGGGAUCCCUAAGGAGAAAAGAGCUUCUGUGUUUGAGAAUUAUGUGCAAGUUAAAGAAUCAUCUAACAGAGAUUACGAAGGCACUGGUUUGGGACUUGGGAUAGUUCAAUCUUAUGUGCGUCUUAUGGGUGGCGAAAUCAAAAUUCAAGAUAAAGAUCCAAGUGAAAGGGGAACUUGUUUUAGAUUUAAUAUAUUUCUAAAAUCAAGUGACUUAGAAGACCAAGAAAAAGAUGAAAAAUCUAGUAUAUUGUGCAUCGAGUCAAGUACUCAGAUUAUACAAUCAAAUGCUCGAACUUUGGCAUUCAGAAGAGGUCUAUCAAUAGAAGGGAUUCAUUCGCUACUUAUGGUCGAAGGUGAUGAAACAAAAAGAAUAAUGCAAAGAUGGAUGCAAAACUUAAGAGUAAAAGUAUGGACAAUUAAUCAUCCGGAGCUUCUUUAUCCUACACUUGAGAAGAUCAAGGAUAAUUUUAAUAUUUCAGGUAAAUUUGAUACAAAGUCACUUGUCAAUUUCUUGAAUACGACGACAUCUUAUGAGUCAAGCAAGGAGAAAGAAGAUAUUGAGAUGGAUAAUGUUCUACCUUCAACCAAUAAGGAAUUUAAGAAUGACUCUGGAGGUCUCGGUAUUUAUUGGUUAAUUGUCGUUGAAUUAAUUCAUGCAAAUUUUUCGGAGAUAGUAUCGGCCUUAAAGAAUUUCACGGACAAGGUUCCUAGAAGUCAUUAUAAAAUUGUUUGGUUGCUUAAUUCGAAUGCUCCCGGUGAAGAUUUGAGAAGAUCUAAAGAAGUACCAUGUGAUCUUAUACUACAAAAGCCAAUUCAUGGAUCUCGUUUAUACUUGCUUUUGAGAUUUCUGCAAAACUUUGGAAGAGAAAAUGAAGAUCUUAUUCUCGAUGAAAGGCAGCAAUAUGGUGAAUCAAAUUCUUUUAUGGAAAGUGAUAAAUUUGUAGUGAAUUCUUCGAUUCUUCGAUCCAAUCAACAUGCUAAUCAAAUAUUUGGAUCCAAGGACAGUUUGAAAGAUGAAAAACCACUAAAAGGUAUGAAUAUUUUGCUUGUUGAGGAUGUAUCUACCUUACGUCAUGUGGCUACAACCAUGCUUGCUCGUCUCGGUGCAACCAUCAAGUCUUCUGAGAAUGGAUUGGAUGCCUUAAACUUGAUUCGUGAUGCUUUAAAGGAAUUGAGUCAUGCACAUGAAAGGGAUACUGAAAUGGGAGAGUCAAAGCGCUUUUAUUAUGAUAUCAUUAUUAUGGAUUGCGAGAUGCCAAUUAUGAACGGUUAUGAGGCAACAAGACAAAUACGUCAAGAGGAAAGAAAUUAUGAUCUUCAUAUCCCAAUCAUCGCACUUACCGCUCAUGCUACAUCUGAGGAGGAAAAUAAGUCAAUAUUGUCGGGGAUGGACUUUCAUUUGACGAAACCAAUACAAGCUAGAGAGUUAAUACAUGCUAUCACCACAAUUUGUCAGUGA
Musa acuminata AAA Group (dessert banana) is the source of this 3978-nucleotide messenger RNA. RefSeq names its product probable histidine kinase 2. Bases 1 to 3978 code for a protein of 1325 amino acids. Gene Ontology annotation, cellular component: nucleus. Gene Ontology annotation, biological process: phosphorelay signal transduction system; phosphorylation. The record is from RefSeq and is a predicted model, not a curated record. Gene Ontology annotation, molecular function: phosphorelay sensor kinase activity. NCBI's taxonomy places the organism in Eukaryota, Viridiplantae, Streptophyta, Magnoliopsida, Zingiberales, Musaceae. The transcript has 9 exons.